AUGUUGUAACAUACUAGUACCACCACCUUCCCCCGUGUGUCUAAAAUGGUACAGUCCAAAACUUGAAGCAUUUUGCGGGAAGCUGCUUCAGUUGUUUACAGUCUAUGGUUUGUUUACGAACAAGCUCCGAAAAUGAGUGCCAAAAAGGGCAGAAGAGCCAAAGCACCGAAAAAAGAUGAGAAUCAAAAAGGUUCAGCUAUGGAUGGUGUGGACUCUCCUAACCUGUCUGCCAUUGAGAGAGCCAGCUUCAUGGAGGGACUGCAGCCAAAUUUUGGUAACCCUCUGCACAGUACGGCCGUGGAGGAGGAUUUAAAUGUCUCCGGGGGACAGAAGGAAGAUGGGAGGAAAGGCGUUCCUAAGACGUCAAAGACUUUUGUGAAGCAGCGUGGAGCUGCCGUGAAGAGGAAGGAAACGGAGAGGGAUGCAGAGAAUGGAGAGGAAGAGGAGAAGAAGCAGAGGAGUAGGAGUACUGCAGGAAAUGUCAAGGCCGGGAAGGUGAAAAACCAGCAGGUGACGGUCAAAAAGAGAAAGAGUAAAUCAGGAAGUGGACAGUCUAAUGACCCUCAGUCACAGGAGGAGUCUGACACGGACACCGCCCGGCAAACACGUAAGACCAUCUUGUCCUCUGAUGAAGAAUUGGUGGACGAGGACACCAGCUGGAGCCCGAGUCAAAAGAAGACCAAGGCAAAUAGUUUGCGUGGAACCAGAAAGUCUUCACCUGGUAGUGCUAAAUCCAGAACGUCUUCAUCAGGCAGUGAAUCAGCAGAAGCAGACAAGGCGGACACAGAGACACAGAGGAGUAAGAAACAGAGUGGUCAGAGAGGAACGGAGCUGGAGGUUGUGCUGGACACCUUCAGUCAUUUCUGUGACCAGUACAGAGAGUCUGUGGAGUCUAAAGCAGUCAAACAAUCCAUUGAUUCGUUCUCAACGAAUGUCAAACAGCAGCUCAUGGAAAAGAUCUCUGCUAACAAGGAGCUCGGAGUUCUUAAAAGAGAAAACGUCAAGGUGGGUUCUUUGAUCCGUAAAAAGACACAGAGACUGUUGGAUGCCAAACAUGAGAUGAUGAAGGCGGAGAGGAAGGUGUUUCUUCUGAAGAAGGAGAAAGCAGAACUUAAACUCCGAUUAUCUGAUCUGAGACAAGGCCAAGCGUUCCUGCAGGACGUCAGAGAGCUCAACAGACAAUACCUGUACGGGGCUUCCAGCUUACCGGCUCUGCAGUUGGAGACCAAACUACUCAAGGCUGCAGAGCGUCACCCUUAA
Messenger RNA from Labrus mixtus (cuckoo wrasse), 1260 nucleotides. RefSeq names its product centromere protein U (gene cenpu). The record is from RefSeq and is a predicted model, not a curated record. Gene Ontology annotation, cellular component: nucleus. NCBI's taxonomy places the organism in Eukaryota, Metazoa, Chordata, Actinopteri, Labriformes, Labridae. The transcript has 13 exons. The coding region runs from base 133 to 1260 and encodes 375 amino acids.